AUGGCAGAAACAUACAACUACGAGUUCUUCAACGUCUCGUUCCCAGCCGAACAUGUGGCGCAUGUUGAGAUUAACCGACCAGAGAAGUUGAAUGCGUUCAAAGAAGUGAUGUGGCACAACCUAUCUGCGCUCUUCAAGAAACUCUCCACCGACCCCAACAUCCGCGCGAUAGUCUACAGCGGCGCUGGCCGCGCCUUCACCGCAGGUCUAGACGUGCAAGCCGCCAGCUCAGGCGGCACCUUUGCCCCACCCACUGUCGACUCGGCGCGCAAAGCAAACGGUCUGCGGCGCCACAUCCUCGAAUUUCAGGAGUGCAUCACAGCGCUCGAGAAGUGCGAAAAGCCGGUAAUCUGCGUGAUGCAUGGUAUUUCGUUUGGGCUGGCACUCGAUAUGUCGCUCAGCUGCGAUAUACGCAUUUCCACCGCCGACACCAAGUUCAGCGUCAAGGAGGUCGACAUCGGCCUCGCUGCUGAUAUCGGUACUUUGAGCAGACUGCCUCAUGCGGUUGGCAACAUGAGCUGGAUAAAGGACGUUGCGCUCAGCGCACGCGUUUUUGGGUCUGAGGAAGCGUUGCGUGUCGGUCUUGUUUCGCGAGUCGCGGCAGACAAAGAAGCUGGGUUGAAAGAAGCGUUGGAGCUUGCGACGCUGAUUGCGAGUAAGAGUCCGGUGGCGGUGCUGGGCACGAAGGAGAUCCUGAACUACUCGAGAGAUAAGACGGUGGCUGAGGGGUUGAACUAUACGGCGGUGUGGAAUGCGGCCAUGUUGCAGACGGAUGACAUGAAGGAAGCCAUGUUGAGUGGGAUACAGAAGAAAAAGGUUAAGUUUGCAAAGCUGUAG
Ascochyta rabiei is the source of this 837-nucleotide messenger RNA. RefSeq lists its product as uncharacterized. Lineage: Eukaryota; Fungi; Ascomycota; Dothideomycetes; Pleosporales; Didymellaceae. The record is from RefSeq and is a predicted model, not a curated record. Gene Ontology annotation, cellular component: mitochondrion. Gene Ontology annotation, molecular function: delta(3,5)-delta(2,4)-dienoyl-CoA isomerase activity. The transcript is spliced from 3 exons. The coding region runs from base 1 to 837 and encodes 278 amino acids.